CUAUAAGGAGAUGUAUUUCAAAGCUGCAAUCCUCCACUAUUACUUUGAUGUUGACUUGACACCUGUUUUCUUUCUGAACAAAAAGUGUGCUAAAUCCUUCUCCGUGUAAUAAGCCUGCCCCUGAUCAGUUAGUCUUCAUGUAUGUCCCAGACAACCCAAAACUGCCCCCAAGUCCUGUAAAAUAAACACAGCAGUGUUUAUAACCCUGGCCUUAAUAAACACACACAAAUACCAGAGGGAGGAGCAGAGGUAACAAAGAGCAGUCACCUCUUGUGCUGGUUGUUCUGUUCUACUCCAGUGAAACUCUGCCUCUCUUCCACACAGGUAAGUCUCUGCUCCCCCAGCCCACGAGCUCAUUGCACCAACACAUACCAGGAGGGCAGGGAGGUCUUUUGACAUCCUUGUUGUAUGUUCAAGUAACUGUGCCUCCAACCUUCAAAGCUUUUCCUAAGCAUCACUUCUGAAUCAUUGUGUAACAGGCAGAUGCUCUCACAGGCUGGGAUUGUCACAGACUUGUCACGAAACAGGAGAGAGACCAGCCUUGCCCAUGAGAUAUUUGGAGAUGAAAAUUGUCUUAGCAGUGCCUAAGGAAAAGAGGCAACUACAGAUCCUGGGAUGACAGGAAGUGCCACAGGGGGUGGCUGGCAGGGUGAAAUGUGUGAAGGGUGUACAAGUCCUAGUCAGGUUAUCACAAAACAGUAUGGUGAUGGAAUCUGAGCUCUAGUGAGUUUUAAUACACUGUUAUAUAAAUAAAAGUGCACCAAGGAAAGUAAAUCCAAGGAAUAGAUCAUGGUUGUACCAGGUUGUUUGAGAAUAAAACUUGAUCAGAGAUACAACAGGGAUGUCUGGAAGAUCUCUGCAGUCUUGAAGUGCUUUGAUUCAGAAACAGUGAGAGAAUCAAGCUGUUAAUGUCCACUCUAUUGUGUUAAGUGGAAAGGGGUCUAGAAAUAAUGGCAGGAAGUCACUAAGCUGCAAAAAUAUGCUACCUAUUAAAAAAUGGGGGCUGAUGGAGCUGUGGGUGAGGCAAACCCCACAGGUGUGAGCCAUUUUCUGCCCUUAAGCUCUGGAGCUGCAGCUGGGGUUGGAGAAGUUGGUUCCACUGUCUCCAGGGCUCCUGGGGAAUCAGUGCCCACACACAGGUGCUCCAGGUGAGCCCUGAGUGCCAGGGAGUGGAACCACCAAUGGUGGGACAGAACCUAACGACUUUCCAAGGUACACCUGCACAUAGUUAAAUAUAUUGUGAGCUGAGACCCACCUGACCCCUGAAGAGAUCGUUGUAAGGAAGCUCAAGGAAGGCUGAGGAGCACUCAUCAUCUGCUGGUCUCAAAAGGUAUGUGAUUUUUAGAUUUAAAAUCCUAAAUCUGACAUAAUUGAUAAAACUGAACAGAUACAUUCUGAGUGCAGUUAUCUGAGAUUUUCCCAGCCUGAGGUCUGUGUUAUAUAGAUUAAGAGGUGUAAGCUUGGGCUUGUGCUAGCAGGUAAUACUUGGCUUUUUGAUUUUCCAGAAUGAACUAGAAGGGGUAGGAAACUCAGCAGGGCUACAAGGAUCUUGUGUGGUUAUGCAGGGAGAAAACUAGAAGGGCCAAAGCCCAGUUAAAGCUUAACCUGGGUACUGCAGUAAAAACAUAAAAGCAACGGGACAAACAACAAAAGGAGGGCUGGGGAGAAUCUAUGAAGGGUGUUGGGGCACCCUCAGUAAGAAGUGGUUGAGUCACUAUUCCUGGAAGGAUUUAAAGGAUAUAUAGAGGUGGCACCUGGGGAUGUGGUUUGGUGGUGGGCUUGGCAGUGCUGGUUGGGCUCUUAGAGGUCUUUUCCAGCCUUAAUGAUUCUGUUAUUCAAAGUAGACAAAUCACCCCUCCUGCAUGUGUAUCAGCAAGUAAUUCUAAACCUUUCCUCUGUGCUGCUGCUGAUUUCCCACUUAAUAAAUAUUCCAAAUGACCUGGGGCUGAAGUGCAGCUCCUGAGGUGCUGUGCUCCAGGCUGUGCCCGCUGAUUUCCCCCGAGGAAACCUGUGUACAGAAGAUGAGAGUUCUUAUUCUAAGAGAGUUAUUUGGCUGUGGGCUGCAGAACUGCUGGUUAGAGUCUCUGCUUUAGCCUGGGGCUAUGGGCACUGCAUUUACAUUAACUGUGCUUAUACAGACUGCCCUUAAAGCUGGAUAAAGGACACUUUACCAGCUUCAUUCUCUGGGUUCUUAGUGUUUUACUCUCAUUGCCCCUCUGCUUGGUUAAUCCAGCAGAAUGCCAUGGUUGGAAACUUAGAAAUACGAAGGUUUCAUUUCCAUAACAUUUUAAAUUAUUAAACAACAUGUGGAUAUUGAGGUCACUAAGUAAGACUGGGGAAAAAUGUUGUUCCUUUUGUUGGUUCUAUAAAUGGUUGUUUCUUACUCUCCUUUUGUAAUAAUUACUAUCCAGAGCUAUUUAAUUAUUGAUCCCGUGGCUCCAGCUGGUGUGACAGUGUGAUUUAUAAAGCAGAGCAGCACCUGAGGGACACAAAGGCAACUGUUCAGGUUCUGGGCCUGAGCUGAUGGUUGUUUUCCCAGUGCUUUGGAUUCUCCUCAGUUUUCAGGAUCUCGAGCUCUGUGGUUCCUUGAAGCUACACUAGUCAUGUACUUUGGUGUAGUGUGGUACUUUAUGUAAUCAUUCACUCAGGAAUCAUUUUGUAGGGAAAAAUGUUGGAAUAGUGCAGAAUUCAGUGGUGAAUGUGGCUUGUUGGUGUGUUCCCUUAGUAUCUGGUCAAAACAACCAGCAAAGGCACUGGGCUGUUCUGCCCCAUCUGCAGCUGCUCCUGAAGAGCCAGCCUGGGUUGGUGCUUUACCUCUGUGUGAACUGAACUGGCUGCAACUUGUCCUCUCCUGAGCCUGUUCCAUUGGUUCCCAGCCCAGUCCUGCUGAUACCCUUUGAGAGAACAAUGGCAGAGGGCACCCCUUGUUUUAGUGGCACAUUCCCUGCUCCUGCUGUUUGUAGGGGAACUAGGGGCAGCUUUUUCUCAUGCAGAUUUACUGGAGCCACAGUCUUAUCUUAGAAACUCUGGCUUAGAUCCUGUCUAAAAGCAGCAGGUUUUUAUCAAGAUGUGAAACAAGUGUCAGCUGGGAGGAGUCCUGACUAGCCUGAACCAGAAACCUUACCCUCAGCUGUGAAGGCAGUCUCUGAUUUGCUUAACAUGGGCACUGUGUAACAGGAAAAGUCCAUUUUUAUGCAAUUAGAAAAGUUAUUAUUCCUCCUUAUGUCCUGGAAAAGCACGUUUUUCACUUGGGGAGUUGGACAACAAUGGAAAACACUCUAUGAUCCCAUUCUCAGCUCUCUGAACACAUAAUUCCCACAGAGCUGAACAGGGGAGCCACCUUCCCUGCAUCUCUGAGCAUUCAUUUCUGCUCUACAUGUGCUCCAUGCACCAAGUCCAAAAUGGUGUUUUCCUUCCUUUCAGCUGAGCUGAGGAGGCCUUUAUCCAAGUCAGCAGUACAUAUGUCCACACAUCAGAACAUUCUCAAUUACAAGCUUAAGUUUCUGUGGGCUUUCACUGUAUGGCACAUUCUUCACUGUCUUAAACUUUAUUGUGGUUUCCACGGUGAUCUUUCCUGAUGCAUCUCCAGCCUUUCCUACAGGAUGCUCAGCAGUGUGGGUGGAGUGGGAAAGGCAGAACAACUGCUGUGUGAGGAGGAACACACUGGUGCAUUGGAUGAGGCUUAUGGGAAAGAGUUACACACUGGUCCUCUUGAAAUGGGAGACAGCAAGUUAGGGAAUGCUGUUUGAGUAGCUGGCCAUGUUGAAAAGGAGAGAUGAGAGCUCUGCUUCUCCUGACUUUUCCUACCAUUUCAUUACAGUAAAAGCCAACCUGUUGGGUGCUGAGCUGUGGAUGCUUUAGCAAAGCCCUUGUAAUGCUUUUGUAGUUUUGUUAAACUUGUAUUACUGAGACAAAGAGGGUUCCAGUCUGAGGACAAACCUUCCCCUGCCCACUGCUCCUGGCUCUGCAUGAGAGACUGGACAGGUCAUGGAAGUUUGGGUUUGCUCAUUUAUAAAACUGGUAUUGUACUUUUAGGUAUAUUUUCUUACCCACAUAUGCAUACUUAUAAAUUUUUCACUUCUGCAGAGGAGAACUGGCUCAUAAAACCAAGGUAACACUACACUUAGUUGCUGCUUUUCCUCACCUGCUUUGGGAUUGGAAACUUCUCCCUGCCACAGUGGUGGUUUUGGGAAGUUGAAAUGUGCAAUGCAGCCAGUAAUAUGGCACCAAAAUAGGUUUGGUAUUGAUUAGUAUCCAGAGACUAAACCAGGGAAACCACUGCUCUGCCUGGUGCUGUUGUUUAAGCUGGAGUGUAGCUGUUCCACCAGCUGCCAAGAUCCAAGCUGUUUUCUUUGAAAACCUAAGGGGUUUUUUAACUUUUACACUGAAUUUUGGGCCUUGACCUGUAUCUUGGUGAGUAAUUCUUAGCAUCCAACUUGUGGGAUGUCACUCUCCUGUCAGAUUUCGGUGUGAUAGAUGGUUGCAUGUUUGGUUUGGGUGCCAUACACAUAAAUAAUACUCCUUUGAUGUCAUGGUAGCUUUCCUGUCCUGGUCUUAAACCACCCUUUUAUUCCAAGAGCAUUUUAAAAUUAUUGGUUUUGUUUCUGUCUAAGUUUAUAAUCCUCCAUUUCUUCUCUCUUCUGUGUUUUGCAAUUUUCAUACGUGCUAAAUGUUUCCUUCUCUGAGGGUUGUGUUGAUGUGCAGUGGCACCCCCCAUAGCCAGGGCCAAGGCAGCCAGUCCCAGGAGCUGCACUCUGCCCCUCGGGGUCCCUCCAGCCCUGCAUGUUCUGGGAUCCCAGGAGUUAUUGCAGAGCCUUUCCAGAAGCCAGGCUCUGUCCUCCCACAGGUGUAUCUCAGUGAUGCUGCAGAGUUUUUUGGGGGUAGAAGUUACUACACAGGCACAGUUAUUUGCCCUCAAAAGCAGUGAGGAGCUGGAAAGCUGAAUCCAGCUCUAAUGAAUGAAGUCCCAAAGCUGGCAGCAUUCAGCACUUUCAUGGGCUGGGGAUAUUUUCUAGCAAGAAAAUUAAUUUCUGAGACUUGUUGACAGAAACAUCAGGAAUGGAUCUGCUGCCUUUGUCUCCACCCACCCCAGCCAAGAGUGGGGGGAAAGAAGCAGCUUUUUUAUAAAUAGCUCCGUUCCUGUUGUAUUUGUAAAUUUGGUGCUUUUUGUGUCAGUGACAUCACCCUCUUCUCCAUGGCAACCCCCUCUGAUAGCAAAACUGCAGGGCACUGCCAAAGGAACUCAAACCAGCACAUGAACAGGUUGAAUUGAGAUGAGUUAAUUGAGAAAUAGUGCAGGGGCAACAGGAGGGGGUGGGAAACAGCAGCGAGGAGGUUCCUGCCAGCUCUGCUGCUCUGGAAAACUGUCCCCUGGAAUGGCUGGUUCCCAAAGCUCUGCCCCAUCUCCUCUUUGUGUAAGUCCCUGUCAGGAGGAGGCAGGUGGAAGGCAGGGAGGCAUCUUAUUCCCCAUCUCCUGUGUGUCUGGAGAGCAGCACUACAGGUGACUAAGCAGGAGGAGCAUGGCUGACUCACUCCUGAGUUAUUUUCUCACUCCUGUUCUCUUCCCCCUCCCAUCUUUUCUGUUUGUUUUUUAGCCUUCACCCGACAGUUUGCAUUUUUCCCCAGGCCCUGAUGUGAAAGAAUUAGCAGCAGGCUUUCUUGUUACCUAAUGUUCACAAAAAUGUGCUUGUGGUUAUCCACGGGGGAAAUGGAAGCCAACUCCAAAAGCAAGAAAAAAGAGUUCUCUGGAUAAAACACCUCCAUCUUAAAAAAAAAAAUAAAUGUGCAUCUCCUUUCUGAAUUGUUGUUCAGGAAAUACUAAAGUGACUGACAUGCCAGAAAGCUGUAAAUAACUGGCUUCUUUAUCAAGAUACCUGUGGAAAACACCGAAUUGCCUCACUGGCUGCCCUGCUGGUCUUGACUUGAUUUCUGACCCAGCUGCAGUGGGGGAAGCCAUUGCACUUGCUGCCUUGACUACAGCAUUGGGUUCUGCUGGUUUCCACUUGGGACUGAGGAGCAGGAACGUAAUGGUUCCAGCUGCUUCAAUCAACUUCAUAAAUCUGUCCUCAUUUACACACCUAUGAAGUCUGAAGCCUUAGAACAGUUUCCCUUCCUUCUGCAGGGUGCCAGGAGACCUGGUGCUGAAAUUUAGCCUGCAGAGGUGUCAGCCUUGUAUUAGAGUUGGUGUUUUUGUGACACAGAGGGACACAUGUUGGUCUUGUGUAACUUGUCUAAGGUUCCCCGAGUCCUGACAUCCAGAGAGGGGCAAGGCAGCACUCCCCACCCUGGGAAGGAACUCUCUGAUGGGGUAGCACUGCACCUGCCAGUCAUGGCCUGCCAUUUGCAGGGCCCAGGAGCCUUGAACCACAGACUCUCCCAGUGUGAGGCUCUGCUACUGCAGCUCCCUCCCCAUCCCAGUGUGAAGCCAAGCCUGUGAUUUCCAGGCUUGGUUGAGGGGAAAUGCACGGAGUCUUUCCACACCGAAAUAUUGAUGAGUAUCUUGCUCUUGCCUUUUGUGCAAAAUGCCACUCAAGGCACUGUGCCAUCCUCUCUGCUGAGCUCACAGCAUCAGCCCACGACAAGAAAGGUCCCAGAAAACAUUGACUCACUGCAUCCCAGCAUCCUGCCAGGGGCUGUGUCUGCAGUGAGAUCUCCUCAGCUGGAGCGAAGUUCAAUGGAAUGGAUCACUGUGAGGCUGUUUUACCUUCCCUGAGUGUGCUGCCACCUGUGCUGCCUGCCAGGACAAGGGCUGGGGGGCACUGGGGUCGCUGCCAGUGCUGGGCAGGACGCAGCUGGAGCUGGGGGUUUGCAUGUGCAGGAGGAGCUUUCUGGAGAAGCUUUCAGAUGAAAUUGCUGAGAAUUUUUGCCUGAAGCAAGGGAUGUUUCCCAUGUUUAAGACAAGCAGUAACCUGCAGUUAGAAGGAAGAAGGGACUGAAUUCACUCCAGAAGUAUUUCUCCAGGAUCUUUUUUUCAAGGAGGCAAAAUGAUGGUUCCUGCCUUGAACUGGAAGGUUUUUAAUUGGCAUGGUUUGAAGAAAUGUUGGUGAAAGCAAGAGAAAGGAGAUAGGUUUUUUAAGCAUCUAUCUGAAUGGCACCUGAACAACCAGUUUAUUGCUGUUGAAAACUAUUUGUGGAGAGACCAGAGGAGAGGUCCUUGUCCCAGCUGCAGGAAAAACCUUAUUUAAGGGACCAAGAAAGAAGACAAAGAGGAGAAGGUGAGAUGGUCCCAGGAGGCUCUGCUUUCAGCAUAUGUCGUUUUCCGAGGCUUCUCUGUGCCGAGUGCUUCUGUGUCCCAUCUGCUACCACACCCUGAAAUCAAACUCAGCAGCUUAGGUGCACCAGGCACUGUACAAACAUGUCAGACUUGCCUCCACCCCUUUUUCUACUCCCGCUUUUUCCUGCCGUCUUUCUCUCUCAAGUUUAUCGGCGUGUCAGCGGAUUCUGGUGGCGGAGUAUUCCCACCUCACCUCUGGGCACAGAGCAAUGAGGAGUCAGGGGUAAGUGCCCUCCUGCAGAUUUGGGCAUGGACAUUGACAUGCUUGCUUUAAAGCCAUAACAGCCAUCCUAAUGGCCGCUGUUCUGUGGGAUCUGUGCCCUGUGUUUACAGAGGACUGGGUUUGUCAGUUUGAACUAACGUCUCCACUCCCCAGUGGCUGUGCUGCCUUGGCUUAACCCCUUCCCUUCGGAGCUGAGCCGUGCCACGGAUCGGUGUAACGAUCGCACGUGUGUUGGCAGUGCCAGCCCGGGGUGAAGGGAGAGCAGAAUAGUUCGAGGGGUCAUACAGUUUUUUCUCUCAAGGGAUGGUUCUGAACAGGAAGAAAAACCGGGAGCUGGAUUCCUUUGCGAAGGAGUUUACUUCAUCUUUGCUCCUAUAGCCCAGCAACACUGUCCUCCAAUCGGCUUUGCUGCAUGACAGUGGGAGAGUUUGCCUCCAGACCCUUCUUGCUCCUCUCCCUUGGAAUUGUCCACCAGCAGCAUUGUUGCAACAGGACUGCCAGACACUAGUGCUUUAAUGCAUUUGGGGACAGAGCACUGAAAAACAGAAGAGAAAUUUGUGUUCCUCCGGUCCUGUAGGAAGAGUUCUCCUCCUCUCCCUCCCCUCUCGGAGCUGGCCAGAGCAGUUUGGCGGAUGAGCUGCGGGAGGACUUGGAAAUGAUGGGACCGGCUUUGCUGAGCCCGGGGCCGGAGCGUUCCCUGCGGUCCGGGCGGGAGGAAUGUAGGGAGCUGUGUCCAGAUCCGCGAUAGCGGCGCGAGGAGCCGAUGACCGAUCCCUCCCCCUGCUCUGGAUCCGCUGGCGGUGGGAUUUUUUUCCCGUGCUCACUGGCAGAUGUGUCAGCUUUGGGAACUGUAUCAUCCAGGAACAGCUAUAUCUGGAGUUGAAAAACCUAACGUGGUUUCCCAGGCAGCAGGAAUGGAUCGCUGAGAGAAUUUCAAUCUCCGACUGCUUUUGUCUUGUGGCGUCAUGUUCCGCAAGAAGAAGAAGAAACGCCCGGAGAUCUCGGCUCCGCAGAACUUUGAGCACCGUGUCCACACCUCGUUUGACCCAAAGGAGGGCAAAUUUGUGGGCCUGCCCCCCCAAUGGCAGAACAUUCUGGACACGCUGAGGCGCCCCAAGCCAGUGGUAGAUCCUUCGAGGAUCACGAGGAUGCAGCUCCAGCCCAUGAAGACGGUGGUACGGGGCAGCACUGUGGAAGUGGAAGGCUACAUCUCGGGGCUGCUCAACGACAUCCAGAAGCUCUCUGCCAUCAGCUCGAACACCCUGAGGGGCAGGAGCCCCACCAGCAGGAGGAGAGCCCAGUCCCUGGGGCUCCUCGGGGAUGAGAGACCCCCGGACAUGUAUCUCCAGAGUCCUGAAGCAGACUGGGCAGACAAGUACGGGAACUACCUCAGCUGCAAUGGUGGCUCCAAGGUGGCCCGCAGGCAGACCAUGUGGCCGGACUACAAAGCCCGGCUGGAAGGCCAGUCCCAUCCCAACGGGAUGGUGACAAAAGCGCAGUCCCUGGGCCCGGCGGAGUUCCAGGAUGCCGACGGCAGCUGCCUCCAGCGCACCCCUGCUGUGCCGGGGGACAGCGACACCGGGCCGAGGAGCCCGGAGGAGGGCUGGGCCCAGCGAGCAGCCGGCUCCAGGCCCUCGGGGGAGGGCAGCCCCAGCUCCAAAUCCCGGGAGAACAGCCUCAAGAGGAGGCUGUUGCGCAGCGUUUUCCCCUCAUCCAGCGCCUCAAACAAGCCGGGCUCUUCCCUGCAGAUCAAGCCUAACGCUUUCUUCAGGCCCCAGCAGUGGGGCUCCCCGCGCAGCCCUGCAGCCAAAGCCCAGUCUCUCCCGCCAGAUCCGCCCGCCUCCGAUUUCCCCAGGGGGGUCUCAGAAGCCGAGACCCCCCAGAAGUCCCCGGCAGUGGAGAAGGCGGCGGCAGUGCCCCUGAGCCGGCCCUCGCCAGCUGGGUCCCCCCGCAGCCGGCACACCCAGACCAGCUCCAGCAACCUCCACCUGCCCCCGGACUCCGCUGGGAAGGGGCAGCCGGCCGGCGAGGACCCCGUGGUGGUGACCCACGAGCAGUUCAAAGCUGCCCUGAGGAUGGUCGUGGACCAGGGGGAUCCGCGGGCGAUGCUGGAGAACUACGUCAAGAUCGGGGAGGGCUCCACGGGCAUCGUGUGCAUCGCGCGGGAGAAGCACUCGGGGCGCCAGGUGGCCGUGAAAAUGAUGGACCUGAGGAAGCAGCAGCGCCGGGAGCUCCUCUUCAACGAGGUGGUGAUAAUGAGGGACUAUCAGCACGUCAAUGUCGUGGAGAUGUACAAGAGCUACCUCGUGGGAGAGGAGCUCUGGGUGCUGAUGGAGUUCCUGCAGGGGGGAGCCCUCACAGACAUUGUGUCUCAAAUCAGGCUGAACGAGGAGCAGAUUGCCACGGUGUGUGAGUCGGUGCUGCAGGCUCUGUCCUACCUCCAUGCCCAGGGGGUCAUUCACCGGGACAUCAAGAGUGACUCCAUCCUUCUCACGCUGGAUGGCAGGGUCAAACUCUCAGAUUUUGGCUUCUGUGCUCAGAUCAGUAAAGAUGUACCCAAGAGAAAGUCCCUGGUGGGUACUCCCUACUGGAUGGCUCCAGAAGUCAUUGCCAGGAUACCAUACACCACCGAGGUGGAUAUCUGGUCCCUGGGGAUCAUGGUGAUAGAGAUGGUGGAUGGAGAACCCCCCUACUUCAGUGAUUCUCCAGUCCAGGCAAUGAAGAGACUCCGAGACAGUCCUCCUCCCAAACUGAAGAACUUCCACAGGACCUCCCCAGUUCUGAGAGACUUCUUGGAAAGGAUGUUGACUCGGGAUCCGUUGGAAAGAGCAACAGCACAAGAACUUCUGGAUCAUCCCUUUUUGCUCCAGACAGGACUUCCAGAGUGUUUGGUGCCCCUUAUCCAACAGUACAGGAAGCGCACCUCCACCUGCUGACUCUGCCUGAGGGGAAAUUGUGGGGAAAAAGGAAUGUUUAUAAAAAAAAGAAAUCUAAAAAAUGAAGAGCCCAGGUGGUUUCAUCCUGUGAAUGGUGCUUGGAGCUUGUCAGCGAUGGUUUUAGAGGAUGAGUGUGAAUCCUGUCCGUGCAUUUGCAGCCUUCUGGGGCUUCUCCUUUGCUGAAGACAAUCAAUACAGACUAGAUCCAGGUGAGACCAAGGAUAAAGCGGGUAUUCCAUGCCUUGGGAAUCACUGCUGCCGGAGGAUGGCGUUUGAAGCGGAGUCUGAAGUUGUGUAUCUGAAUGUCUGUGAGUUUCUGCACACCUUGGCUGCUGACCACUGAACUGGAAUGAUGUUUCCCAGUUAGAAAUGUGAUCUUUGCUUCCUUCAUUCUACACUGGAGUCCCGUGCUGACUCAUUUUGGGGCACAGACCCCUUUAAACUGUCAAACAAUGCACAAAGACUUGAAUUUUUUUCCUCUGAGACUUUUUCACAGACGAUUUUAAUUUCCUUGGGUUAAAUGUGGACCUGGAAACCUGCCCACACUUCCCUCGGGAGUGAUGUGAUAUGUAUAUAUUUGUUUCUAAGUGGCUCUCUUGCAUCAACAGGCUUCUCUUUUGCUGCGGAAUGUGUAUGGUUUAGUGGUCAAUCUUGAAUCCAUUUCAUGAUUUUAAGCUUCUGGAAACCCUUGAACACAGGCCUCCAAGUGGACUCUGUGAAGACCAGGUGCUCCCACCACCAGGUCCUUGUGGUUGACAAUUCACCACGUGCAAGACCUCUGGUGCUGGCUGGGGUGUGGGCAGCCUGCUCCUGGGGCUGCUUUCCAGGCACCUUUCUUUCCCAGCUCCUUCUCCCAGGAGAGGCUGAGAAAUGCUGCCCUGAGGCAGUUGUUGGGUGGCAUUUUGGGGAUGCUGUAGGAGACAGAAUGGAAAAGUUUGAGCUGUGCUGCACAUCCCAGGAUUGAUCUCUGUGUUCGGGGGAGGUGUUUGUCCAACCUCCAUCUCCCUGCGGCUGCUGCAGGAUGUAGGGAGACACCUCUGCUGUCUGGCUGUUGGUCUGCCCUUCCCCACCAGCCCUUGGCAUCUGGAAGGUUUCUGGUUGUCUAAACAGCUCUUUGAGUUCUUUUAACAUAGUUUUAGGUAUUUUGUGUGCUACACUCUCUGGUCAGUGAGAUCCUCAAGGUAAUUGGACUCUAGGUCAGGAUUAACAUUGUACAGUGACGGUGUGUGUUGUUGUGAGGUCUCAAGAAUAUGCUUUUGCAUGUGGAACUGGGAUUUUGUUUUGAAACUCCACAUGCAAAUGUACUGGAAUUUAAGUUAUUCUCGGGACAGUCCUUCUGUGCCAGAAACUAACCUCAGAAUUGCAUUUUCUUCAGAAGAUGUUCAUAAUCUCUGUCCUCUGCUAUUUGCUCCAGUUACAGAUCCUGCUUCAAAAUUGAAGCCACAGUUGAUUACUUGAAGUAAUUUGGGACGGAAUUGAUCUGCACUGAUGCCAUCACAGGGUGGGCACCCAGUCUGUGGAGCGUGUAGGUUGGCUCUAUAUCUGUGGGGAGGGAACACCUGUGGAGGGGGGCUCACCCCCUUGUCUCAGACACCUGCUGAAGGAUGAAAUCACUCUCUCCCUCACCUGUGGCAGGUAGAGGGGUCACAGGGGGUUUGCCUAGACUGGAUGUCUAAGUUUGGGGCUGAUGGAGUUGAUUGAAAUUAAUUCAUUUAGCUCCUCCUUAGCUGCACUGGAAAAUUUUUGACUUAAAAUGUUUAUGUAUUUCAGAUAUAUUACUUUUUUUUUAUGCAAAAGAGCAGGGCUUGGAAAAGAUUUAUAAUUUGAAACAAACACUCCUGCUGGUCUGUAGUUGUGAAUCCUUUGCACUUGUGUUUUAAAUUAAAGUAGAUCUUGAUUUAUUCAUAA
Molecule: messenger RNA, 12340 nt
Organism: Pseudopipra pipra
Lineage: Eukaryota; Metazoa; Chordata; Aves; Passeriformes; Pipridae
Gene: PAK6
Product: p21 (RAC1) activated kinase 6
Exons: 14
Coding region: 8462-10432 (656 amino acids)
Biological process (GO): protein phosphorylation; intracellular signal transduction; regulation of MAPK cascade
Cellular component (GO): cytoplasm
Molecular function (GO): ATP binding; protein serine/threonine kinase activity
Source: RefSeq, a predicted model, not a curated record